Messenger RNA from Penicillium cataractarum, 1803 nucleotides. Its product is annotated as GMC family oxidoreductase. Gene Ontology annotation, molecular function: oxidoreductase activity, acting on CH-OH group of donors; flavin adenine dinucleotide binding. The record is from RefSeq and is a predicted model, not a curated record. Lineage: Eukaryota; Fungi; Ascomycota; Eurotiomycetes; Eurotiales; Aspergillaceae. The transcript has 7 exons. Bases 1 to 1803 code for a protein of 600 amino acids.
AUGCAGCCCAAACGAACCUCAAGCGCAACAGCCAUUUCCGGCCAAACAUUCGACUACAUCGUAUGUGGCGGAGGUACCUCUGGAUGCGUCAUUGCAGCAGAACUUGCAUCAAUCCCAAAUGUCUCCGUGCUUCUAGUAGAAGCUGGCAGAGAUUCCGGCCUUGCGCCGGACGUUCUAGUGCCGGGCAAAUAUGUCAAGCAACUCCAAGAGGACAAGGAGGGAUUAUGGGAGUUGGAAACCGUACCCCAGCCACAAUUGAAAGCCAGGAAGCUGGUAUUUCUUAGAGGGAAGCAGAUUGGAGGGAGUUCGGCUGUCAACUAUAUGGCGCUUGCUCGGGGCCCAGCAGCUGAUUAUGAUGAGUGGGCUAAGAUUGUUGGGGAUGAUGGGUGGAAGUGGGACAGGAUAUUACCACUGAUGAAAAAUCUUGAGGAUUUCGACCCAAAGUUACCUGCGCAUCUACAAAAGUUUGCUGCACCACGACGUGAGGACCAUGGGGUUUCAGGCCCGCUGAAGAUCGGAUUUGGGGACGAGAUGGUCCCUGGAAUCGAAACUUUCGUUCAAGCGUGUCUUGAGACUGGGAUUUCAGUGUGCCCAGAUAUCAACUCGGGGAACCCAGUGGGCGUUGGGUUGGCCCAAUUCAACGUUCGCAAUGGAGAGAGAUCCUACGCAGCGAAUGCGUUCUUGGGAGAGUCAACUCGGGCAUUGCUAGGGAAUUUGACUAUUGUGACACAUACAGAGUGCGAUCGAGUGCACUCCAGGGACGGAGUCGCUACUGGGGUAGACUUGUAUGACAGACAAACUGGAGCACGAGUCCAUGUCUAUUGCCGCGAGCAGACUGUUCUCUGUGCGGGCACGUUCGGAUCUCCUAGAAUCCUCUUGCUCUCCGGCCUCGGGCCUAGAGAUGACUUGGAGCGACUCGACAUUCCACUAGAAGUUGACUUGCCAGGAUGUGGCCAGAACAUGCUCGACCAUUCCAUCAUCACCUGCGAGUACAAAGUGAACAAUUCCAUCCCCGCCCACAACCAGCUCUUCCUCGACAAGGACUUACUUGCUAAAGCUGAGGAACAAUACGAAAAGGACCGCACUGGACCACUCGCCAUGUUUGGAGCAAGUGGUACUCUCACGUUCCCUCGAAUCCAACGUCUAUUCGAAUCUGAGGAGUUCUCCAACCUUAGUCUCAAGGAGAAAACCUUCUUGAUGGAGCCCACCAGGCCAUCUGCUGAGAUUUGGCUCGGAUCAGGACCGUCCGUCUUUCAGGAUGAUCGACCAAGCGAGAGCUACAUGACCCACGAGCUCUUGCUGCAAAACAAUCUAUCGCAGGGAACAGUUAUGAUUCGUUCCAAUAAUCCACGAGACCAGUUAAUCGUGAACCCGAACUUUAUGAAUCAUCCGUUCGAUCGGCGAAUUGCUAUCGAAACUGUUCGCAUGGCUUUGAAGAUUGCUCGUACCGGGGCAUACCGAGGAACCAUUGAGCGAAUGGUUCAUGGUCCAAACAUUGAUUUCGCAACGGCAGACCUUGACGCGGUCAGUGAUGAUGUGAUGUUGGAUUUCAUUAGGAAGAAUUUGGAUCAAGGUUACCACAGCGUGGCUACCUGUCGCAUGGGCAAGGCUAGCGAUCCCAAUGCUGUGGUGGACUCUCGGUUCCGAGUCAAGGGCAUGAAAAACCUGCGUGUGGCGGAUUUGAGCGUGUGCCCUAUUCUUACUUGCAAUCACACCCAGAUCAAUGCAUACUUGAUCGGUAUGCGAUGUGCAAGGGAGAUGGUUGCGAACCACAAGGUACGGAGCCAGCAGGCAAAGCUGUAG